Messenger RNA from Podarcis raffonei (Aeolian wall lizard), 3900 nucleotides. RefSeq names its product BRMS1 like transcriptional repressor (gene BRMS1L). The coding region runs from base 222 to 1193 and encodes 323 amino acids. Gene Ontology annotation, molecular function: histone deacetylase binding. Gene Ontology annotation, biological process: negative regulation of transcription by RNA polymerase II. The record is from RefSeq and is a predicted model, not a curated record. The transcript is spliced from 10 exons. NCBI's taxonomy places the organism in Eukaryota, Metazoa, Chordata, Lepidosauria, Squamata, Lacertidae. Gene Ontology annotation, cellular component: Sin3-type complex.
GCCGCCCACCCGCGCGCCCCGCCCGUCGGCGGGUCGUCAGCCAAUGAGCGGCGGAGCGGAGCGUGAGGCUGUGCGGGGCUAAGGUGGAUGGCGGGGUUUCUCUGAGGCGGAGCUUCGGCGCGUUGGGGAGGCAGGCGGGCGGGCGGCCAGGGAGGGCUGUUGUCCCCCGGUCCCUAGGAGCCAGCGACGCCGAGCGCCUGCGGGCUGGGCUGGGCGGCGCGAUGCCGGUCCACUCGCGGGAGAAGAAGGAGAACAACCACGACGAGAUGGAGGUGGACUACGGGGAGAACGAGGGCAGCAGCUCCGAGGAGGAGGAGUCCGAGAGCUCGUCCGUGUCCGAGGAGGGUGACAGCUCAGAAAUGGACGAUGAGGACUGUGAAAGAAGAAGAAUGGAGUGUUUGGAUGAGAUGUCCAAUCUUGAAAAACAAUUUACAGACCUCAAAGACCAACUUUACAAAGAGAGAUUAAGCCAAGUGGAUGCAAAACUGCAGGAGGUCAUUGCGGGAAAGGCACCAGAGUACUUGGAACCGCUGGCAGCUCUGCAAGAAAACAUGCAAAUCCGAACAAAAGUGGCAGGUAUCUACAGAGAGCUCUGUUUAGAGUCCGUGAAAAACAAAUAUGAAUGUGAAAUCCAAGCUUCCCGCCAGCACUGUGAGAGUGAAAAGCUCUUGUUGUAUGACACAGUUCAAAGUGAACUGGAAGAGAAAAUCAGACGACUUGAAGAAGACCGACAUAGCAUUGACAUUACCUCAGAGUUAUGGAAUGAUGAACUUCAGUCUAGGAAAAAAAGGAAGGAUCCCUUCAGUCCCGAUAAGAAGAAACCGGUUGUUGUAUCAGGACCCUAUAUAGUGUACAUGCUGCAAGAUCUUGAUAUACUUGAAGACUGGACCACAAUAAGAAAGGCAAUGGCUACUUUGGGGCCACAUAGAGUGAAAACAGAACCCCCUGUCAAGUUGGAAAAACAUGUACACAAUGCAAGAUCUGAAGAUGGAAGGCUGUAUUAUAAUGGGGAGUGGUACGGACGUGGACAAGCGAUAUGUAUCGAUAGGAAAGAUGAAUGCCCUGUAAGUGCCAUAAUUACAACAAUUAACCAUGAUGAAGUGUGGUUUAAGAGGCCUGAUGGAAGCAAAUCCAAACUGUAUAUUUCUCAGCUACAGAAAGGAAAAUAUUCAAUCAAGCAUAAUCACAACUGACCGUUAAACCAACCAGACAGUGUUAUCCUGCUAGAUGUGCCAUGAGAUGAAAGAUGUAUUUACUAUUUGUUCUCAUCUAUUUUGUGUGGCAGUAUCUGUGUAUUUGUAGUAGUGUCAGUAAUCUUCAUACAAACGUCUUAGAAUAAGUGACACAUAAUCAUGUCGACCAUGACGUCUUGCCUCUAAUUCGGCUCCAGCGUCUCAGAUAGAAAACGUUAACCUUUUGGAGAGCCUGAGAACAUCUGACUAAGCCUGCAGUCCUACAAAGCUAUGUGCAUGCAUGGGGGAGAAUGGCGCAUGCAGCUGCUUGGGGUCUUUUAAGUUUCUUUUGCAGCUGCUUGCCUGGCUCAAUGUGUGAGCCAAUUUUAAAACUGCCUAUUGAGCUGCUGGGGGAAGUGAGAGGAUGCUGCAGAAAGACACCACCUGGGCACAUUUUUGGUUCUUCACCACAUGGCACACUAGCUUCUAAGACUGUAGUCUAAAUCCACUUGUAUAAAAUGGGAAAGAAGUGCUAUUUAUAUAUAUAAAAAAAUGAAUGGAUCAUGUGAUGAUUGUGAUGUCUAUCACUACAUAUAUAAGAACUCCUUGAAUUUUAGAAAACAUGUCAUGUUUGUCUUGCAAACCUAUGUUAGGUUGCGCAAAUGUUACUUUGAUGUAGCCUAAUGGAAAAGUAUACUUAGAUGGGCAACUGGGAAAAAGUGGAGUCCCCCCCCCCCCCGCCAAACAGUUAUCCUAGCUGGGUUACUUCAGAAAAACUGUUACUGAUUUCUAUUAAAACUAACACCAUUGGGGGGUGGGAAAUCAGUGCAAAAGCAAAUGAUACUUUCCGUUUCUCUAGUAUUAAGUCCCCUCUCCAAAGGUCAAGAGUGCCUGUUCUGAAAAUGGUAAACCGAUAACCAAAAGUAUUGCUGCAUAUAGCUCUGUAAUUAAAUGUAUCCGUAGUCCAAUGAUGUGUAAUCCUUUAAAAUUGUACCCUGGGCAGAAACAAUGGUGUUUGCUGCUUAACAACCUCAAGAAGUUAGCAUUUGUAAGCUUAGCAUCAGGAGUGAGAUCUUUUAGUUUUACCUUACAUGUUCGACAGUGGAACAAACGUCCUCAGAAGGUGGUGGACUUCCAUGGAGUGUUUUUUAAAGCAGAGGUUGGCUGGCCACCUGUUAUGGGUGUUUUAGCUGAGAUUCCUGUAUUGCUGGGGAUUUGACCCCAGGGUCCCAUCCAGCUCUGCAAUUCUAUGAUUCUGUGUUGGAGGCGUGAGCUGUGACUGGGUGGAAGGAGGAGGAGAUGUUACUUGGUGGUUUUGUGCACUUUACUAUCCAUUGAGAUGAGCCUUUGAAGGAAGUCUGCAUCUGAUGGAAAAGGCUGCCAAAAGUGUUUUUAUGUUCUAGGUUGGACUGGUGCUAAAUCUGGAAUCUUAACAUGCAACCCCUCUCUAUUUCAAGUCCUCAAUUAAAACCCCUAUGUGUAAAAUAAAUUAAUCAGUGUGUUUGCAGUACUCUAGUCUCAUCCCAGCAAGCAAAUAUCAUGGUGGGCCUGGAUGGGCAGUUUAAGGGAGACUGCUCUACUUGAAAAUAGCAUCCCGUGGAAAAAUCAACUCUUAGGCCCAGAAGCUUGCCUGAAUCAACUGCUCAGCCAAAGGAAAAGGGUGUUAUCCAAAGCAGCGCUAAGUAGUAACUUACUCCAUCAGCAUAAGGAUUUCUGCUUGAGUGGAACUUUCCCCACAGCCCCUCCCAUCUGUUCUAGGAGUUCUCACAACCCUCUGAAGUGGAUUUGUGGGGUGGGGAUGGUUCUGUUGCACAAGCAGAAAUCCUUGUGCUGAUGGGAUGCAUUAGUUGGAUGCUACCCCAAGUAUUUUUAUGUCUCAUCGUUCAAAUUUGAGCUUAAAGUGUAUUGGAAGUGAGGAGCCCUAAAGCUGGAUUCAAUAGGCAGGAUUCUGACAAUUUGCUCUUGUAAAUUCUUACCCUGUCGCCUCUUUUGCAUCCAGAGCUUUUUCAGCUCAGCCUAGCAGCAACAGCCUGCCUGAGCUCAGAGCAACGUACACUGAGACUAUUGUCUUCUUUUUAAAAAUAAAAAAUGAAGGAUUGGCAGCGUCGGCCUUUGCGCACUUCUGCAAGUUGGAAUCUCAUCUGUCCUUCAGUAUCAACAGGUGUGUGUUUUAAACGUGUGUGUGUGUGUGAACAUACAUGUACACACUAACCUUGCAGCAUCUGCAUUACCGUCCAAGCUGGGGCACUUGAGCAUUGCUGCAUGGAACCAUGGGAUGCCAGCCAUUGCUGCUUAAAUAACUAUUUCUUGUGUUCAUGUUACCGUGCUUCCACUAUGGCUGGUAAUAUGACACAUCUCCUCUGCGUUGGAAUUGUCUCUCACUUGCCAGUUUGAUUGAUUCUAGUUGCUGGGGCUCAGAAUAAAGUCUUAUCCUGGUUUAUAAACUGCUUUCAUGUGUAUGUGGAAAUGUAUUUACCGAUUAUGCGAAACCCAUUUGACUGUUGUCAAAAGUCUAUAAUCCCAGGCUUCUGAAAUUGGCCUGCAACAGUUGUCUUCUUACUCUGCAUGUCACACAUAUUAGCCAAAUGUAUAUAAAGUAAUUCUGACAGGUUGGCUUUUGACAAAACCUACUGUAUGUACACAGUUUGAUAAAGCUUUUUUUGUAAUGAGAUAUUUGUAUUUUUUAACCUAGUAUAUAAAUAAAUGAACCUGUCAUGGAGAAUCUGAA